AUGAAUGAAAGAGUUAUAUUAACUGUAAACAAUGUUGAAAUACAAAUAAAUAAAUAUUUCGCUGUUGCAUUUUCUCAAAUGAUUUACAAUACUUAUGUUUUAGAUAACAAUACACUAAAGAUCGAUAUCAAAACGAAAGUAGAAUCACAAGAAACAUAUGAAGUGUUGAAAGAGAUAUUACAAUAUAAUAAAACAGAAUUUGAAUGCAAUGAUACAAUAUCGAAAGAUCUUUUCUACAUCGGAAAUAAACUCGGAAUACAAGAACUGAUUGAUCCAUAUAAAACACAGGUUCUCGACAAAAAUAACUGUGUUCAACUACUCGAGAUUUAUUUUGAUAUUUGUUCUGAUAGUAAAAUAUCAGAAUGUGUUGAUUUCAUUUCUUCUCAUUUCUACGAGAUUGAUCAAGAUGAUCUAAAAUCAAUUUCGAAGAAACUCGGAUUUGAUAUCAUUCAAAGUAUUUUUAAUAAUGAUAAACUAUUAAUCAAAGAUGAGGAUUCGAUAGCAAAUUUCAUAUUCUCUCUCAUUAACGAAAGUGAAAUUUUCUCACCACUCGUUGAAUACAUUCAUUUCGAAUUUUGCAGUGAACAAGUCAUCAAUAAAAAUCUUGUCAUUAGUGAUGAAAACAACUAUUUCAAUAUUAUCAAAUCUCUUCAUGAUUCAUUACUUAGAUCAAGAAACAGCAAAUACGAUCAUACUCGUUAUUUCAUUCCAAGCGAUUAUCAAAACAUUUUCAAAUAUCUUGAUGAUCUUUCAAGAAAAGUUGAUCAAACUUUAUUUGAAACAGUAUGUGAAGACAUUCUAAAUAAAAAUGAUGAUGAAUUUCGUAAUAAUAUCUUAUUGGAAUCAUGUGAAAAAGGAAAUCUUGCACUCGCUAAAUCUCUGAUUGAGCAUGGCUGCGAUAAAGAAGUUAAAAACAAAAAUAAUCAGACUCCGCUCCAUUUAUCAUCUUUUAAUGGUCAUCUUGAAGUUGUUCAAUAUCUUAUCUCUAAUGGAGCUGAUAAAGAAGCAAAGGAUAAUUGGGGAAUGACUCCACUCAUUAAAGCAUCAGAAGAAGGUCAUCUUGAAGUUGUUCAAUAUCUUAUCUCUAAUGGAGCUGAUAAAGAAGCAAAGGAUAAUUGGGGAAUGACUCCACUCAUUAAAGCAUCAGAAGAAGGUCAUCUUGAAGUUGUUCAAUAUCUUAUCUCUAAUGGAGCUGAUAAAGAAGCAAAGAGUAAUGAUGGAAAUACUCCACUCAUGUGUGCUUCAAUAUUCGGUCAUCUUGAAGUUGUUAAAUAUCUUAUCUCUGUUGGAGCUGAUAAAGAAGCAAAGAGCAAAAAUGGAUAUACUCCACUCAUUAUUGCAUCAGCUAAUGGUCAUCUUGAAGUUGUUAAAUAUCUUAUCUCUAUUGGAGCUGAUAAAGAAGCAAAGAGCAAAAAUGGAGAUACUCCACUCAUUUGGGCAUCAAGAAAUGGUCGUCUUGAAGUUGUUAAAUAUCUUAUCUCUAUUGGAGCUGAUAAAGAAGCAAAGAGCAAAAAUGGAGAUACUCCACUCAUUUGGGCAUCAAGAAAUGGUCGUCUUGAAGUUGUUAAAUAUCUUAUCUCUAUUGGAGCUGAUAAAGAAGCAAAGAGCAAAAAUGGACAAGCAGCAAUGGAUCUUGCAAAAGAUAAUGUAAAAAAGUAUCUAAAAUCUUUAGAGUAG
This is a messenger RNA of Trichomonas vaginalis G3, 1677 nucleotides long. RefSeq names its product ankyrin repeat, PH and SEC7 domain containing protein SECG-related family. Bases 1 to 1677 code for a protein of 558 amino acids. The transcript has a single exon. Gene Ontology annotation, molecular function: protein binding. The record is from RefSeq and is a predicted model, not a curated record. NCBI's taxonomy places the organism in Eukaryota, Parabasalia, Trichomonadida, Trichomonadidae.